GUUUUGCUCGGUGGUGGUGGUGGUGGUGGUGGUGUAUUCUCCUAAACUAGUGUCUGGUUAAAGAAAGACUAGCUCAGCCAUGUGAAUGUGUCUGUUGAACAGCUGAAGGGGGGAUACAGCCUACAGAGAGAGAGAACGUGGAAUGUGUGCAUAUGAAAGGGGGAGCGAGGAGGAGGAGGGAGAGAGAGAGCGCGUGUGUGUGUGUGUGGAAGGAAAAAAAAGGAAGCAGAGGCUGUGAACGAAAAACGAACUUAAUGAUUUCCUACCUUCCCGAACUAGACCUCUCAAUCUAACCGAUAUACUUUUCAACGCGCAAGAUAUCAAGGAAUACACCACGGCGAGGGGAAAAAAAGGGGGAAACGAAGGCGAACCGUGUGUGUUUGUGUUUUGGAGAGAGAAAAAAAAGGCUGCCUCGACGAUUUGUACGUGAUUACAUGAUCAAAGUGAGUGCAGGCCGUCUUUUGUUGAGGCAAAGAGUGGCGGUUUUCCUGUGUAACAGCUAAAAGGAUAAACGUGUAUGUGCCGGAUUUGUUUCAGCCCUCUGGUUCUUGGACUUGGCCCAGCACACGGAGUUCAUUCUGCAUGGUUGUCCUUGGCGAGGAUUGGGUUUUUUGAAGUUGCUUUGGAAGUCUAGAGUCAUCAGACUGGCGGCUUUUCUGGAACACUGGGGCUGUUGGUGUGGCUGAAUUUUCCCUGGAUUUGAUUGGUCAAUUCAGAAGACUGAAGCCCAGGCUGACUGUCUACCUUUCACGGAGGCCCAGCCGUGAGAGGACUGAGGAAGGCACGUGGCGAAUCAUGACCGCGGACAAAGACAAGCCAGACAGAGAGAAGGACAGGGACAGAGACCGAGACAGGGAGAGGGACAGAGAGAGGGACAGAGACCGGGACAAGAGGGACAAAGCGUCCAGGGAGAGCGAGAGCUCACGACCACGCCGCAGCUGCACGUUGGAGGGCGGAGCUAAGAACUACGCCGAGAGCGAGGACGAGGAUAACGAGAACAGGGGAGGUGCCGGGGCAGUAGGCGGGAUCAACAUGGGGAUUGGGGAGGAGUCAGGGAAGAAGGGAAAGAAGAAGAUGAUCAAGAAGAAGUCGAGGUAUGAACGGAUGGAGAACGGAGAGAUCACUUCCUUCAUUACUGAAGACGACGUUGUUUACAGACCUGGCGAUUGUGUAUAUAUGGAGAGCCGCAGGCCCAACACUCCCUACUUCAUAUGUAGCAUUCAGGAUUUUAAACUGAGUAAACGAGACCAUCUGUUACUCAGUGUUAAAUGGUACUACCGUCAGUCAGAGGUCCCUGACUCAGUCUACCAACACCUGGUGCAGGAUCGCAACAAUGAGAACGAUUCUGGCCGGGAGCUGGUCAUCACAGACCCAGUGGUCAGGGGCAGAGAACUCUUCAUCUCCGAUUAUGUGGACACAUACCAUGCUGCUGCCCUUAGGGGGAAGUGUAACAUUGCGCAUUUCUCAGACAUCUUCGCUGCCAGGGAGUUCAAAGCUCGCAUUGACUCCUUCUUCUACAUCCUGGGAUACAACCCAGAGACCAGGCGACUAAACAGCACACAGGGGGAGAUCAGAGUGGGGCCCAGUCACCAAGCCAAGCUUCCUGAGUUGCAGCCCUUCCCCUCCGAGGCCCCGGGGGUCCUGACUCAGGCUGUAACAGAGAAUGAGGAGCUAGUGUGGAUGCCAGGGGUCAACGACUGUGACCUGCUCAUGUACCUCAGGGCUGCAAGGAGCAUGGCGGCCUUCGCUGGGAUGUGUGACGGAGGUUCUACGGAGGACGGUUGCCUGGCAGCCUCGCGAGACGACACCACACUCAACGCACUCAACACGCUCCACGAGAGCUGUUACGAUGCAGGCAAGGCCCUACAGCGCCUGGUGAAGAAGCCCGUUCCCAAACUCAUAGAGAAAUGCUGGUCAGAGGACGAAGUGAAGCGGUUCAUUAAAGGGCUCAGACAGUACGGCAAGAACUUCUUUAAGAUUCGGAAAGAGCUGCUACCCAACAAGGAAACGGGUGAGUUGAUAACCUUCUACUACUACUGGAAGAAGACUCCUGAGGCGGCGUCGUCCAGGGCCCACCGUAGACACCGUCGUCAGCCUGUGUUCCGACGCAUCAAGACACGCACCGCCUCCACCCCCGUCAACAUCCCGUCUAGACCCCCCUCCUCAGAGUUCUUGGACCUGAGUUCAGCCAAUGAAGAUGACCUGGACAGUGAAGACAGUGAGCAGGAGCUGAAGGGUUACGCCUGCCGACACUGUUUCACCACCACCUCUAAGGACUGGCACCACGGGGGCAGAGAGAACAUCUUGUUGUGUACAGACUGUCGUAUCCACUUUAAGAAGUACGGCGAGCUGCCCCCCAUCGAGAAGCCCGUGGAUCCACCUCCGUUUAUGUUCAAACCCGUCAAAGAGGAUGAGGAUGGACUCAGCGGGAAACAUAGCAUGAAGACCCGACGUAACAGAGGAUCGAUGUCGACGCUCCGUAGUGGCCGUAAGAAGCAGACAGCCAGCCCUGAUGGACGAGUGUCUCCAACCAAUGAGGACCUCCGGUCUAGUGGCCGUACCUCCCCCUCUGCAGCCUCCACAGACAGCACUGACAGCAAGACAGACCCCAUGAAGAAACCCAGCAAGAAGAUCAAGGAGGAGUCUCCUAUGAAGUGUGCCAAACGCCAACGAGAGAAAGGAGGAGCCUCAGACACCGAGGACACGGACAACAGGACAAUCGCAAAAAAGUCCAAGACCCAGGAGCUGGGUCGGUCCGACUCGCCGUCAGAAUGCGAGGGAGAGAGCUCCGAUGGGCACAGCGUCAACGAGGAGUGUAGCAGUGACGCUAAAGACAUCGACCAGGAUAACCGCAGCUCCUCGCCCUCCAUCCCCAGCCCCCGAGACGGGGAGAGUGACUCGGACUCCUCCGCCCAGCAGCAGCUGCUCCUACUGCAGAGGAGGGAGAGAGAGAGAGAUAGGGAGGGACAGUCGCAGCACCCUCCGGUUAUCCAGUCCUGUCAGCCAGGGACCUCCGGUGGUCGCUCCACCACCCCGCCAUUACCUCCCACGUCCUCCACAGCCCCCUCACUGGUCCCCCAGGUGUCCUCUCCCUCCGCACCCCCCACUUUCCUUCCACUGCCGCUACCGCCUCCCAUGCCCCAACAGGCCGGCCCCCUCUCUCUCAACCAAUCAGGGGUGUCCAUCCACCCCCAGAGGCGGCCCUCUCCCUCGCCUCAUUCUCCGCUGCAGGGGAUGUCUCAGGCUCCACCCCCAGGACCUCAGGCUCCACCCCCAGGACCCCAGUCGCUACCUAGCGCGCUCCACGGCCCACAGCCCCACCCAUCAUCCAUUCCCCACCCACUUCAGGUUGGCCCCUCCCACCUGCCCCACCCCCACUCCUUCCCCCCCCAGUCUCAGGUCCCGCCCUCCCCACUGCCUCUCGGCCAAUUGCAGCAGCCGCCCCACAGGGUCCACACGCCUCCCAGCCAAUCGUUGUCCCAGGGUGUAUCGUCCAAUCAACUGCCCCGUGAGCAGCUCCUACCCCAUGCCCCCUCCAUGUCUAUGCCCCACAUCAAGCCCCCUCCCACCACCCCCAUCCCCCACAUGCCCAACCGCGACCCCCAGUCUCACAAACACGGCCCUCCACAUCUAUCGGCGCCCCCCUUCCCCCAGAUGCCCUCCAACCUGCCCCCUCCGCCCGCCCUCAAACCCCUCUCCUCCCUGUCCACCCACCACCCUCCCCCAGCCCACCCUCCUCCCCUCCAGCUCAUGCCUCAGGGCCCUGGCCAGCAGCUCCAGCCCCCACCAGCCCAGCCCCCUGUCCUCACCCAGUCCCAGAAUCUCCCCCUUUCAGAGAGAGAGAGAGGCAACCAGCACCCCCCUCCUCUACCUCUCUCCGGACCAUCGCAAUCCUCCCACCCCAACACACCCCAACAGCCCCCGUUCCCUCCUCACCCCUUCAACCCUGUCCUGCCCCCCUCCUCCGCUGGCUGCCCUCCCUCGUCCUCGUCUCUACCACCAGGUCUCCAGCCUCCCUCCUCCUUCUCCAUGCCCAUCACCGCCCCCGUCGGCUCCGCCUGCACAGGUCCUGCCGUCCCGCCUGUACACAUCAAGGAGGAACCUCUUGACGAAUCAGAGGAGCCCGAGAGCCCUCCGCCCCCUCCUCGGAGCCCCUCCCCCGAGCCUACCAUCGUCAACACGCCCAGCCAUGCCAGCCAAUCAGCACGGUUCUACAAGCACCUGGACCGUGGGUACAACACGUGUGCUAGAACAGACUUCUACUUUACUCCUCUGGCUGCUUCUAAACUGGCCAAGAAGAGAGAAGAGGCGCUGGAGCGGGUCAAGAGGGAGGCCGAGCAGAAAGCCCGGGAGGAGAAGGAGAGGGAGAGGGAGAAGGAACGAGAGAGGGAACGGGAAAGAGAGAAGGAGCAGGAGAGAGCUGCGAAAGCCUCCAGUUCGUGUCAUGACGGUCGUAUGGGUGACCCCCAAAUGGGUGGCUCCGCCCACAUGCGUCCUCCCUUCGACGGCCCCCCUACCUCCAUCGCCGCGGUGCCCCCCUACAUCGGGCCCGACACGCCCGCCCUUCGCACCCUCAGCGAGUAUGCCCGCCCCCACGUCAUGUCCCCGACCAAUAGGAACCACCCCUUCUUCGUCUCCCUCAACCCCAACGACCCCCUGAUGGCCUAUCACAUGCCUGGCCUCUACAACGCCGACCCGGGCAUGCGGGAGCGCGAGCUGCGAGAGCGGGAGAUGAGGGAGAGAGAGAUGAGGGAGAGGGAGCUGAGAGAGAGGAUGAAGCCUGGGUUCGAACACAAACCCCCGGAACUAGAAGGCAUGCACCCCUCGGCGAACCCCAUGGAGCACUUCGCCCGACACGGGGCCAUCUCCUUACCAUCCAUGGCGGGACCACACCCCUUCGCCUCCUUCCACCCAGGUCUCAACCCCUUGGAGAGGGAGCGUUUGGCGUUGGCCGCGGGACCCCAGCUCAGACCAGACAUGAGCUACCCGGAGCGGCUGGCGGCGGAGAGGCUGCACGCCGAGAGGAUGGCGGCGGUGGCCAACGACCCUAUCGCCAGGCUUCAGAUGUUCAACAUCACGCCUCAUCACCACCAGCACUCCCACAUCCACUCACACCUGCACCUUCACCAGCAGGACUCCCUGCACCAAGGCGGUGGUGAAUGUCUUGUGUGCCCUCCAGGUUCGGGGGGGCACCCCCUCGUAGACCCCCUGGCAGGAGGCCCCCACCUCGCCCGCUUCCCUUACCCACACGGCGCAAUCCCCAACUCCCUCCUGGGACAGAACCCACAUGAACAUGAGAUGCUGCGACACCCCGUCUUCGGUACUCCGUACCCCCGGGACCUUCCUCCCCAGAUGUCCGCAGCCCACCAGCUCCAGGCCAUGCAUGCCCAGUCUGCAGAGCUGCAGCGGCUAGCUAUGGAACAGCAGUGGCUGCAUGGACAUCACCACAUGCACGGUGGCCCACUUCCUGGCCAAGAGGACUAUUACAGAUCAUACAGACGUUUCAAGUGAUCUCGAGUUCCAGAAAUGGACUCCUUUUACAGAAAAACCUGAUGCCGCCUGAAGAAGGAAAGCGACAAGCAACUGUAACUGACCAAUGGGGGGGGGGGGACGCGGAGACACGCAGGAAGUUGCCUAGGACACAGGAAGUAGUUACAGAACAGUCAGUCAAUCAAAGGAAACCUCUGCUCCUCCAAAACACAUUUCUCCUUACAAAAACAACGGAAGAAGGAGAGGAGGGUUGUUCUAUCGUCUGUUUUCUUUCCUUGUCUGUUGGGGGGGGGGCGUUUUUUUUUCUCAGUUUCCCCCCCCCCCACAAAAACAUUAAGAAAGACUGUGUUUGGUGUAACUAUAGCCUUCAAGUAGUGACAACGACCUCGAGACUGCAUGAAAACUACUGUAAAGCUUCCACAACGUGUUUCGUAGGUGGUAGAAAUGCAAGACACUUUGUCACUGUUGCUAGUCGACGGGGGGAAGACGAAGACCAGUAAAAGCAUCGUUCCAGACAUUAUAGCCGCGGAAAGAUCCAGAACAAAGUGCUAUAUUAUUUUAAUACAUUGUUGGAGGUUUUCAUCAUUUUUUACGAAAAGCUGCAGCAUAACGUUAUUGAGUCUGUAAAUAGUAUAUCUAUAUAUAUAUAUACACAUACAUAUAUAUAUAUACAUAUCAUUAUUAUUAUUGUUACUAGGUGUGGACUCGGAACCAAGUCAUUUAUAAACCUCCAAUACGUUAUUGUGUUCUGAAGCAUUAUUCCAUGUUUUAACGGGGUGGGGGGGCAGACGGUGGUCCCAGACCUGAUAUACCUUUGACACCUAUCAUUAUACACCCCUUAACAAGCACCUGAUUGGCUAGCAGAAUGCCUGAACUCACUGUGUUUUUGAGGUAAUGAUUUGACACACUUGAAGAGGAGAGUGAUCUAUGGAUCAGCAUACUCUCCUUCCCUGUUCUGCCCUGCCCUGCCCUGUCCUGUCCUACCCUGUCCUACCCUGUCCUGUUCUGCCCUGUCCUACCCUGCCCUGCCCUGUCCUACCCUGUCCUGCCCUGCCCUGUCCUGCCUUGUCCUGCCCUGCCCUGUCCUGCCUUGUCCUGCCCUACCCUGUCCUGUCCUACCCUGCCCUGCCCUGUCCUACCCUGUCCUGUCCUACCCUGCCCUGCCCUGUCCUACCCUGCCCUGUCCUGCCCUGCCCUGUCCUGCCCUGCCCUACCCUGUCCUGCCCUGCCCUACCCUGCCCUACCCUGCCCUGCCCUGUCCUGCCCUACCCUGCCCUACCCUGUCCUGCCCUACCCUGCCCUGCCCUGCCCUGUCCUGCCCUGCCCUGCCCUGCCCUGUCCUGCCCUGUCCUGCCCUGUCCUACCCUGUCCUGCCCUGCCCUGCCCUGUCCUGCCCUGCCCUGCCCUGCCCUGUCCUGCCCUGUCCUGCCCUGUCCUGCCCUGUCCUACCCUGCCCUGUCCUACCCUGCCCUGUCCUGCCCUGCCCUGUCCUGCCCUGCCCUACCCUGUCCUGCCCUGCCCUACCCUGCCCUGCCCUGCCCUGCCCUGUCCUGCCCUACCCUGCCCUGCCCUACCCUGUCCUGCCCUACCCUGCCCUGCCCUGCCCUGUCCUGCCCUGUCCUGCCCUGCCCUGCCCUGCCCUGCCCUGCCCUGCCCUGUCCUGCCCUGCCCUGCCCUGCCCUGCCCUGCCCUGCCCUGCCCUGCCCUGCCCUGCCCUGCCCUGUCCUGUCCUGUAGUUUACAAGCCCCUGAUGCAGACACCAUCUAAAGCACUCAAAAGAAGACUGUAUUAAACCCUUCAGCGCUUAUCAUUGGUUUUGACACUCGACUUCAGUGUCGACUCAACAAAAGGAAGAUUUUUUAUUUUUUUUGAAGAUUAGGCAGAUAUUUAACCCAGGUUUUACGUUUUCUUUUCAAAUGUUUUAAAUUAUCGUUGACAAAAAGUGUAUCUAAACUACGUGAGGCCCCAACAUGCCUUGUUAAAUGUGUUCUGACUGUGGGUGAGUUGCUAGAGGUAACCAAAGGUGGUGGUUAUGAUUAGUAUUUUCCUCCCUCUACCUGGUCAAAUGGUCCUGACUGCUACAGUUGGAAACCUCCGAUCAGAUCGUCCUCCAGAGCAGUGUGCUGUGCUGCCAUAUUCACUGUGACACUAACGGGCCUAGCUACAUGGGAGGUGGGGGUCCAGACACUAAUGGGCCUAGCUACAUGGGAGGUGGGGGUCCAGGGCUGGAACCAGACACUAAUGGGGCCUAGCUACAUGAGAGGUGGGUGUCCAGACACUAGACAGUAAAGUUGUAAUAUCCUGUCAACCCCCUCCUGUCCUGUGUUAGCCCAUGUUUGAGUUCCUUCUACUCCUCUCUGGUCCCAUCCAUGACCUCUGUCUGUCCGUUUGUCUUCCAUGCUCCAUCACUCUUGUCUUUUACUCUUCUCCCCUUCCUCCUCCUCCCUCUCUUCCUCUCCUCCUCCAGCCUUUUAGUCCAUCCCUCUCCUCCUCCUCCCUCUCUUCCUCUCCUCCUCCAGCCUUUAGUCCAUCCCUCUCCUCCUCCUCUUCCUCUCCUCCUCCUCUUCCUCUCCUCCUCCUCCUCCCUCUCUUCCUCUCCUCCUCCUCCUCCCUCUCUUCCUCUCCUCCUCCAGCCUUUUAGUCCAUCCCUCUCCUCCUCCUCCUCCCUCUCUUCCUCUCCUCCUCCAGCCUUUUAGUCCAUCCUCUCCUCCUCCUCCCUCUCUUCCUCUCCUCCUCCAGCCUUUUAGUCCAUCCCUCUCCUCCUCCUCCCUCUCUUCCUCUCCUCCUCCAGCCUUUUAGUCCAUCCCUCUCCUCCUCCUCCCUCUCUUCCUCUCCUCCAAACCCUUGGAUGUUUAGUGUUGUCAAUUGUUUAGCUUCUCUUUCAAAGCGGAAAUAGCAGAAUUUAUAUAUAAAACUGGUAUCUUGAAGCUUAUUGUAUAUAUUAGUAGUCGCCAUGGGGAUGACGACACGACAAUGUAAACAAAAAGUAGAAAUAAUACGAAAAGUUGUUUCCUGUUCUCUUCCAUUUGAGUAUUUUGUAUUUUUUUUUUUCAAAAAUUUGUGGAAUUUAAAAUAAAUGACUAAGUUACACCACAA
Messenger RNA from Oncorhynchus kisutch (coho salmon), 8586 nucleotides. RefSeq names its product arginine-glutamic acid dipeptide repeats protein. Gene Ontology annotation, molecular function: transcription corepressor activity; chromatin binding; sequence-specific DNA binding. NCBI's taxonomy places the organism in Eukaryota, Metazoa, Chordata, Actinopteri, Salmoniformes, Salmonidae. Gene Ontology annotation, cellular component: nucleus. The transcript is spliced from 23 exons. The record is from RefSeq and is a predicted model, not a curated record. Gene Ontology annotation, biological process: regulation of DNA-templated transcription. The coding region runs from base 796 to 5511 and encodes 1571 amino acids.